This is a messenger RNA of Symphalangus syndactylus (siamang), 1072 nucleotides long. Its product is annotated as peptidyl-prolyl cis-trans isomerase A-like. NCBI's taxonomy places the organism in Eukaryota, Metazoa, Chordata, Mammalia, Primates, Hylobatidae. Gene Ontology annotation, cellular component: cytoplasm. The record is from RefSeq and is a predicted model, not a curated record. Gene Ontology annotation, molecular function: peptidyl-prolyl cis-trans isomerase activity; cyclosporin A binding. Gene Ontology annotation, biological process: protein folding; protein peptidyl-prolyl isomerization.
CAGGUAAUACUGUGUCCCUUUGCUGCACAUUUUUUCAGCUGGACCAGCUGGUACCCUUCACCAUGGGGCUGCACGUGCUUGUGGCCCAGAACUCACAGAAGUUGAUCUAGAAGAUACAGUGGUAACUGAAGGAGCUGCAGGACCAGGUCCUACCCCAUGUAGGAGCUGGUGACCUUCAGAAUGUAAUGACCGUUGCUCCACUUCUGCCUUCCAAACUGCACAAAUUUCUCUUAUAGCUAACCCUAACCCAAAACUAUGCAGGGAAAGGAAUCUGGGAAAUGUGGUUCUAGCCUAGCUAAAUUGACAUGGUAAAAAAGCACCACUGGGCUUUGCAGACACCGCUGCCGCCAGGAGCCCUGUACUAUAGCCAUGGUCAACCCCACCGUGUUCUUUGACACUGAACCCUUGGGCCGCAUCUCCUUUGAGCUGUUUGCAGACAAGUUUCCAAAGACAGCAGGAAACUUUCAUGCUCUGAGCACUGGAGAGAAAGGAUUUGGCUAUAAGGGUUCCUGCUUUCACAGAAUUGUUCCAGGGUUUAUGUGUCAGGGUGGAGACUUCACAUGCCAUGAUGGCACUGGUGGCAAGUCCAUCUACAGGGAGAAAUUUGAUGACAAGAACUUCAUCCUGAAGCAUACAGGUCCUGGCAUCUUGUCCAUGGCAAACGCUGGACCCAAUGCAAACAGUUCCCAGUUUUUCAUCUGCACUGCCAAGACUGAGAGGUUGGAUGGAAAGCAUGUGGUCUUCGGCGAGGUGAAAGAAGGCAUGAAUAUUGUGGAGACCAUGGAGUGCUUUGGGUCCAGGAAUGGCAAGACCAGCAAGAAGAUCACCAUUGCUGACUGUGGACAACUCUAAUAAGUUUGACUUGUGUUUUAUGUUAACCACCAGACCAUUCCUUCUGUAGCUCAGGAGAGCACCCUUCACCCCAUUUGCUCGCAGUAUCCUAGAAACUUUGUGCUCUUGCUGCAGUUCCCUUUGGGUUCUAUGUUUUCCUUGUUCCCUUCCAUGCCUAGCUAGAUUGUAGAGUUAAGUUUAUGAUUAUGAAAUAAAAACUAAUUAACAACAGCAACAAAAA